Mycena citricolor is the source of this 1534-nucleotide messenger RNA. The record is from the annotation of a GenBank genome assembly. NCBI's taxonomy places the organism in Eukaryota, Fungi, Basidiomycota, Agaricomycetes, Agaricales, Mycenaceae.
GCCCUGAUCCCAGAUUCCAUCCCCUGCUCUUUUGCUCUUUUCUCCGUCGCGCUCUACGAUGUCCAAGGAGCAGUACAGGCCGCUAAUGAGCGAUGACCCCGUGUACGAGGUCGAUGUCGAGAGUGAUUCCAACGCUGUCAGCCCCCCGAGGAACCGCUGGGCUCCAUCGUACUGGGCUUCGAAACUAUCCCGGUCCAUCCUCUUUACGCUGAUAGCCGUACAAUUCACCGCCCUCGCCGUUGCACUAUUCCUGCUGUUCUCCCGACGUCGACUGCCGGUCUGUAGCGUAAAUGUUCCGGACCAGCAUACGCUUUAUUCGCCGGCCCUCAGCGCCGUCGAAAACGAGGUUCGAGUGUACAGGGUCGGAUUCCCGGGCGACCUUUCCGCAGUCUUCCAGGAGCCUUCGUCACCGAAGUUGGAUGAGGCUUGGAUGGAUCUGUACAACUUUGGUAUCUCUUGGAUCACCAAAGAAGAGGCCGCCCAGCUUCCAAACAAGACACAUCCUAUUCCUGGGGAUCCCGACGGUCACUAUAUCGCGGAACUGAACGUCUUCCACAAUCUCCACUGUCUGAAUAAGAUCCGUAUGGCGCUGGAUCCAGACUACUACCCAGACUGGCGCAUCUCUACCACUGGCAAUUGGAUUGAAAGCCAGCGGAACGCCACCGAGCAUGUUGGUCACUGUCUCGACUGGAUUCGCCAGGACCUAAUGUGCCAUGCGGACACUAGUGUGAUUGUCUGGCAAUGGAAGGACUGGGCGAACAGCAGUCUCGUCAGGGGCGAUGUGGCUCACACGUGCCGGAAGUUCAACAAGAUCCAGGAUUGGGCACUGGGGCGCAUGGUCAAGCAAAAGUACGAUCCGACCGUGCGCAUUGACGAUGAUAUCGUGGUCCCUAUGUACCAGCAUGAUAUGGAACCGUACGCCUCCGACCUCUACCAUCCGAGUCGCCGCACUUUCUCUCAGGAAAAGUACAUGGUUCAUCGAAUCUGGGGAGAGGUGAGUGUGGCUUCAGGCCUCACUUCAUCCAGAGCUCCCGGUCUGCUUGAACUCAUCACAAUGGUCGCCUUCAACUUCUCCCUGAUUUUGAUGUCUGUUUUCGCAGCCAUGACUGCCAGUGCGAUGCCUCUGUUUGGCACUGGAUCGAAUAAAUACGCGCGUCUGGUGGAAGAUGACAACAAAGGCUGGCAUGUCGGAAACCGUGCAGUCGAGAACGAUCUGGUCGAUAAAGGCAACGACAGCUGGACUGUUCACGGCGACGCUGCUCGCGCCGCACCGACCGCUGCAGUAACUGGACCUGCAGUCGACACAGAUAACACCGACUGGUCUAUUGGUGGCAAAAAGCCCAACGUUGGGAGAGCGCUCGGGCAAGACCUGGAGGAUUCGAAUGACCACUGGACUGUUGGAAAUCGGGCUUUGGGCCCCGUUGACUACAGUGCGUUCCAACUAUUGAUUUUUGAACUUGAUGCUCAGAAGAGCCUAGACAAUGACCACUGGACCAUCGGCAACAAGCCUGCGGCUACACAAACCGUUGCGUGA